UACUUGUAUAUAACGAGAUGAAGGUAUUUAAUUGCACACAAUCGUUAAUUCUAUUUCCUAUCUACAGUAACUCAAUAAAUAAAUGGCAGCAAAACCGGUAGAGCCAUGGCACAAGCUCGACGACAAAGUCGUGUUGGUAACCGGCGCUUCCUCCGGCCUGGGAUGCGAAUUCUGUCUCGAUCUCGCUAAAGCCGGUUGCAGGAUCGUCGCCGCUGCUCGCCGCCUCGAUCGCCUCCACUCCCUCUGCCAUGAAAUCAAUAAUCUACACGGAAACGGAACCGUCCGUGCCGUGGCUGUGGAACUCGACGUCUCCGCCGAUUCUGCUACCAUCGACAGGUCUAUUCAGAAGGCAUGGGACGCAUUUGGCUAUAUUGAUGCCUUGAUUAACAAUGCUGGUGUCAGAGGAAGUGUGAAAUCUCCCUUGAAUUUGUCUGAGGAGGAAUGGGAUCAUGUUCUCAAAACUAACUUAACUGGUUGUUGGUUGGUUUCUAAAUAUGUAUGCAAACGCAUGUGUGAUACCCAACGAAAGGGAUCAGUUAUUAAUAUUUCUUCAACUUCUGGUUUAAAUCGCGGAACACUGGCUGGGGCUGUUGCAUAUGCAUCUUCAAAGGCAGGCGUCAACAUGCUAACAAAGAUCAUGGCUUUGGAAUUGGGGGUACACAAAAUAAGAGUGAAUUCAAUAUCCCCUGGAAUUUUCAAAUCCGAAAUCACUGAAAAAUUAGUAGAAAAAGCUUGGCUGAAUAAUGUAAUCACUAAAAUAAACCCGUUGAGAAGUUUGGUUGCUUCAGACCCUGCAUUAACAUCUUUGGCUCGUUACCUGAUUCACGACUCUUCUGAAUAUGUUUCGGGUAGUAAUUUUAUUGUUGAUUGUGGAGCAACCUUACCUGGUAUGCCGAUUUAUUCUUCUUUGUGAAUAAAUUUUAUCAACUAUGCACCACAGAGUUUACCGGUCUCUGUAUUGUCUAAAGCAAAUAAAGAGAAAACUAUGGGUUGUCAUAUAUGAUAUUGUUAAGGGACUCAAUGAUGGUUUUGGUUCUUUUCAUCACUUUAUCCAUUUUGGUGCUACCAGUGGUGUUGCCAUCUCUCCCACCACCACCUUUGAUGCUUGCUGCUUCUUGUUCCUGUUUUCAUCUUGGCCUUUUCCCCUUUCAAACUUCCAACCACGACCAUUGUUGCUUAGUUUUUUUCUUCUUUUUUUACAUGCUUUCUAAGCAUUUUCUUAAAUUUAUUCAAAUGAGAUCCAAUAGAAUGAAUAAGCAAUGGAUUAUGUUUA
Molecule: messenger RNA, 1273 nt
Organism: Vicia villosa (hairy vetch)
Lineage: Eukaryota; Viridiplantae; Streptophyta; Magnoliopsida; Fabales; Fabaceae
Exons: 3
Coding region: 83-913 (276 amino acids)
Molecular function (GO): oxidoreductase activity
Source: RefSeq, a predicted model, not a curated record